CACAACUCUCCAUCGACUUAAAGUACUAAAACCUGUAGGGUAUACACAUAACAAUUAGAUACAAAGAGCUAGAUAGAUAUAACAAUGGCGGUGGGUGUGAUGGAUAUCGAAGGAGGUGGUGCUUCCUUACCUGGAAAGACGACUUUUCAAGUCGUCAUGUGCAGUAUCAUUGCUGCUGUUGGUGGUCUCAUGUUUGGUUAUGACAUCGGAAUCUCAGGGGGUGUGACGAGUAUGGACACUUUUUUACUAGAUUUUUUCCCUCACGUGUACGAGAAGAAACACAGAGUGCACGAAAACAACUACUGCAAAUUCGAUGACCAGCUUUUGCAGUUAUUCACUUCUUCUCUCUAUUUAGCUGGUAUCUUCGCUAGUUUUGCCGCUUCCUUCUUAUGCAGAAGGUUCGGAAGAAAACCUGUAAUCAUGUCCGCCUCCAUCUUCUUCCUCCUCGGUGCUAUUCUCAACUACUUUGCCAGAGAUCUCGGCAUGUUGAUCGGUGGUCGUAUUCUCCUUGGCUUCGGUAUCGGUUUUGGUAAUCAGACCGUUCCAUUGUUCAUCUCGGAGAUUGCACCACCUAGAAUCAGGGGAGGACUAAACAUCGCGUUUCAGCUUCUCAUCACCAUUGGAAUCCUAGCAGCGAGUUUCGUGAACUACUUAACCUCCACGAUGAAAAACGGCUGGAGAUACUCUCUCGGUGGUGCGGCUGUUCCCGCCUUGAUCCUCUUGAUAGGAUCCUUCUUCAUCCACGAGACUCCAGCUAGCCUCAUCGAGCGCGGCAAAGACGAGGAAGGGAAGAAAGUCCUGAGGAAGAUCAGAGGCAUCGACAACAUCGAACUCGAGUUCAACGAGAUCAAACGCGCCACGGAGAUUUCAAACAAAGUGAAAACCCCUUUUAAAGAACUCUUCACAAAAAGCGAGAACAGACCGCCGCUUGUGUGCGGAACGCUGCUUCAGUUCUUCCAACAGUUUACUGGAAUCAAUGUGGUUAUGUUCUACGCUCCGGUCUUGUUUCAGACCAUGGGGAGUGGUAACAACGCUUCUCUGGUCUCUACCGUUGUAACCAACGGUGUGAACGCACUCGCCACCGUUUUCGCCGUCAUCAUGGUUGAUAGGCUGGGUAGAAAGUUCUUUUUGGUUGAAGGAGCAACUCAAAUGAUGGCUACACAGAUAACUAUUGGAGCCUUGCUCUUAAAAUACUUACACCUAGUGGGCCCUAUUACAAGUCACGCCGUGCCACUUAUAGUACUGAUCCUCAUCUGUAUCUAUGUGUCUGGUUUCGCGUGGUCGUGGGGACCAUUGGGAUGGCUUAUUCCGUCUGAGAUCUAUCAACUUGAGGUGAGAACAAGUGGUUACUUCUGUGCAGUGGCGAUGAACAUGGUGUGCACUUUCGUUAUCGGACAGUUCUUCUUGUCGGCGCUAUGCCGAUUCAGAUCGGGCUUGUUCUUCUUCUUUGCGGUCAUGAAUGUUAUCAUGGGACUGUUUGCAAUCUUCUUUCUCCCAGAGACGAGAGGUGUUCCUAUUGAGGACAUGGCCGAGCAGCGUUGGAAGAAGCAUUGGCACUGGAAGAAAUAUUUCAAGCAGAACUGAUUUUUUUUUUUCUGUCUUGUUGCUCGUAGAAUUCUUAGAUUUGGAAUUUAGGCGGGUUGUUCGCAUCCUGUUCGAGAGAGUUUA
Messenger RNA from Brassica oleracea var. oleracea, 1668 nucleotides. Its product is annotated as sugar transport protein 2. Bases 85 to 1584 code for a protein of 499 amino acids. The record is from RefSeq and is a predicted model, not a curated record. The transcript is spliced from 4 exons. Gene Ontology annotation, biological process: monosaccharide transmembrane transport. NCBI's taxonomy places the organism in Eukaryota, Viridiplantae, Streptophyta, Magnoliopsida, Brassicales, Brassicaceae. Gene Ontology annotation, molecular function: monosaccharide transmembrane transporter activity. Gene Ontology annotation, cellular component: membrane.